Molecule: messenger RNA, 1725 nt
Organism: Impatiens glandulifera
Lineage: Eukaryota; Viridiplantae; Streptophyta; Magnoliopsida; Ericales; Balsaminaceae
Product: inositol transporter 1
Exons: 6
Coding region: 163-1665 (500 amino acids)
Biological process (GO): transmembrane transport
Cellular component (GO): membrane
Molecular function (GO): myo-inositol:proton symporter activity
Source: RefSeq, a predicted model, not a curated record
GUCGUUUCUCCCUUCAAUCUCCAUCAUCAUCAUCUUCUUCUUCUUCGAAUCUUCAGGGGAAAUCUCUUCCAUUCUUAAUUUAGGUCAUCUUCUUCAGUCAAGGAUCAUUCAAACCUUCAAUUUUACUAGGUUUGACUGGCGGCAUUUGAGGUAGGAAAGAAGAUGACGAUCGAAUCUUUGCCGGAAAGUUCAGGAUACUUCAAUGCCGGCGUUGAUCGGAAAAUGACCUACUUCAGCAAUCAAUAUGUUCUAGGUUUAACUGUAGUUGCCGGAAUUGGUGGCCUCCUUUUCGGCUACGAUACAGGAGUAAUAUCAGGAGCCCUGUUAUACAUUAAGGAUGAUUUUGAUGUGGUUAAACAGAGUAGUUUCCUACAGGAAACUAUUGUCAGCAUGGCCAUUGUUGGAGCAAUAAUUGGAGCUGCUUCAGGUGGAUGGAUAAAUGAUGCAUAUGGACGAAAGAAAGCUACACUUUCAGCUGAUGUUGUUUUUACAGCAGGCGCAGUUGUAAUGGCUGCUGCACCAGAUCCAUAUGUACUUAUAUUUGGUAGACUCUUGAUUGGUUUGGGUGUAGGUGUGGCAUCUGUAACUGCUCCUGUAUAUAUUGCAGAGGCUUCACCUUCAGAAAUUAGAGGUGGUCUUGUGAGCACUAAUGUGCUUAUGAUUACUGGUGGACAGUUUCUUUCUUAUCUCGUCAAUCUCGCAUUCACUCAGGUCCCAGGGACUUGGAGGUGGAUGCUCGGUGUUUCUGGCGUGCCUGCCGUUUUCCAGUUUUUCGUUAUGCUAUAUUUGCCUGAAUCUCCACGAUGGUUAUACCUGAAGAAAAAAAAAGCUGAAGCCAUUGCUGUGCUUUCUCAAAUUUAUGAACCUUAUCGGUUAGAAGAGGAGAUAGAACGACUGGCGGCUGCACUAGAAGAGGAACGCCAGAGAAAGAGUGCUGUCAAGUAUUGGGAUGUUUUUUCAACCAAAGAAAUUAGGCUUGCAUUCUUUGCUGGAGCUGGACUUCAGGCAUUUCAACAAUUGACUGGGAUCAACACAGUAAUGUACUACAGUCCAACAAUUGUUCAAAUGGCUGGCUUUACUUCAAAUCAAUUAGCACUCUUCCUUUCAAUGAUCGUCGCUGCAAUGAACGCCGCCGGAACUGUUCUCGGCAUCUACCUGAUUGACCACGUCGGCCGACGAAAGCUGGCUCUCAGUAGCUUAUCAGGAGUCUUCCUGUCACUGAUUCUUCUCUCGGCAGCAUUCUUUGUCGGCUCUUCUUCUACAAACAGUGGGUGGAUAGCAGUUUUAGGAUUAGUUCUAUACAUCAGUUUCUUUUCUCCUGGUAUGGGACCUGUUCCAUGGACAAUUAACUCUGAAAUAUACCCGGAAGCGUACAGAGGGAUAUGCGGUGGAAUGUCUGCAACUGUGAAUUGGGUGUCGAAUCUGGUUGUUGCGCAGAGUUUUCUUUCGGUUGUUAAUAGGAUAGGAACUGGGGCGACGUUCUUGAUUGUGUCGGGAGUAACUGUUGUGGCGUUUGUGUUUGUGUUUGUUUUUGUGCCGGAGACGAAGGGGCUGACGUUUGAGGAAGUGGAAAGGUUAUGGAAGGCAAGGGCUGGGGCUGGGGCUGGGGCUUCGGGAGGAAAUGGAAGGGAGAGGCUACUUGAAGAAGAAGAAGAUGGUGGAUAACUGUUAUAAGCUUUGUUGUCAUGCUUAUUUUAUAAUCUUAAUUUUAUGUUGUUGGAAAAU